This is a messenger RNA of Myotis davidii, 1765 nucleotides long. It is a transcript of the gene HVCN1, whose product is annotated as hydrogen voltage gated channel 1. The transcript has 6 exons. Gene Ontology annotation, molecular function: voltage-gated proton channel activity. Lineage: Eukaryota; Metazoa; Chordata; Mammalia; Chiroptera; Vespertilionidae. Bases 394 to 1323 code for a protein of 309 amino acids. The record is from RefSeq and is a predicted model, not a curated record. Gene Ontology annotation, cellular component: plasma membrane. Gene Ontology annotation, biological process: proton transmembrane transport.
GUCCAGGCCGUCCUCAGGUGCCCGCAGUUCUAGCGUUUCCCAGCGCGCGGGGCGGGCAGUGAUUUCCGCCCUGGAACCCCUGCCUUGCCCAGGGGUCCUAGAGUCCAUAGGUGGGGAGGACAGGAGAGGACACUCACAGGACCUGGGAGAAGUCCCUCUUGUCCCCAGUUACCCCCCUUGGAAGUUGGCAGAAGAGCUACCCUUUUGUCUGGAGUUUGGAACAGGUGCCUUCACUUGGUCACACGCCAGGCAGCAGCAACAGGUGAGGGGGUACCACCCUUAUCUCCCUCUCACAGGUGAAGAAGCGGAGAUUCAAAGAGGCCAAGCCACUUGCCUGGGGUCUCAAAGGAGGCAGAGCCAGGACUUACACCCAGAUCCAGAGAGGACAGAAAAAUGUCUGCCCGGGACGAAAAGACGGUCACCCGAAGGGCCAAGGUGGCUCCCGCCGAGAGGAUGAGCAAGUUCCUGCGGCACUUCACUGUCGUCGGGGACGACUGCCAUGCCUGGAACAUCAACUACAAGAAAUGGGAGAAUGAAGAAGAGGAGGAGGAGGAAGAGGAGGAGGAGGAGGAGCAGCAGCCGCCGCCGCCGCCAACACCAGCCUCGGAGGAGGAGGGCAGAGCUGCCGAGCCAACUGCGGCCCCUGUCUCCACACCCCGGCGCCCUCUAGACUUCAGGAGCAGGUUGAAGAAGCUCUUCGGCUCCCACAGGUUUCAGGUCAUCAUCAUUUGCCUGGUUGUGCUGGAUGCCCUCCUGGUGCUGGCCGAGCUCAUCCUGGACCUGAAGAUCAUCCAGCCGGACAAGAACAACUACGCCGGCAGGGUGUUCCACUACAUGAGCAUCGCCAUCUUGACCUUCUUCAUGAUAGAGGUUUUCUUUAAAAUAUCUGUUUUCCGCUUCGAGUUCUUCCACCACAAGUUUGAAAUCCUGGACUCUGUUGUCGUUGUGGUCUCAUUUGUCCUGGACAUCGUCCUCCUGUUCCAGGAGCAUGAGUUUGAGGCCCUCGGCCUGUUGAUUCUGCUCCGGCUGUGGCGGGUGGCCCGGAUCAUCAACGGAAUAAUUAUCUCAGUUAAGACACGUUCAGAACGGCAACUGUUGAGGUUAAAACAGAUAAAUAUGCAAUUGGCUGCCAAGAUCCAGCACCUCGAGUUCAGCUGCUCUGAGAAGGUAAGAAAGCACUUCUGGGGAAAUACCACCUGUUGGCAGUUGCCCACCUCAGCCCAGUGCUUCUCACGCCAGGCCUUCGCUCCUGUGGGCCUUGAGCCAGGAACACCCCUCCCCCUGGCCAAGUCCUCCCUGCCCUUGCCUCCUUCCCAGAGCUAGGCUGGCGUCCCUCCUCUUGCCACUGGACCCCAUCUGACUGUGGCUUCGUGGCCUGUCCUCGUACCAGGGCUCACGGAAUGAUGGUCACAUCCCUGAUGAGGCUCAGAGGUAAACUCAGUUAUUUCUCUGCUUUUGUAAUAACAGGAACAAGAAAUUGAAAGACUUAACAAGCUACUGAGACAGCACGGACUUCUGGGGGAGGUGAACUAGAGGCAUCCCUGCUCCACUCCAGAGACACCGCCUCACGGGCUGUGGCUGUGAAUGAGACGCGUGGGGCAUCUGCGGGACAGGCUGGUCUGAUGUCUCUGCCUCCUACCCAACUUGGAUCCUGGAGGGACAGUCUUCCAGAAGGCUCUCUCUCUUCCUCGGUGUGACCGAGGGCUUCCCAUCCCAUUCCCACCUGCACUGUAUCACAAAUGUAUCAUAAGCUGUUUCUCAUGUU